AAAAAAAAAAAAAAUUUCCCAGUAAAAACUGCAAGAAUUUUUUUUUUUUUUUUUUUUUAAAAAAAAAAAAAGAGAAAAGAGAAAACGAAAAGAGAAAGAAUAUGGCAAAACUUACACAUGAUUGUCUUUACAUUAUAUUCGAAGAAUUGGAAGAUGAUAAUAAUACAUUAUAUUCAUGUCUUUUAAUGAAUCGAACCAUAUGUGAAACAGUUAUUCCAAUUCUUUGGAGGGACCCAUGGAAAUUUUGUCAAAACAAUAACAAAUUAAAAAUAUUAUACAAUACAAUAAUUUCAUUAUUACCACCAGAUUCCAAACUUUUAUUAAUUAAUAAUGAUAUUAAUAUAUUUAAUACAUUCUCACCAAAACCAUUAUUUAAUUAUAUAUCAUAUUUGAAAACAUUAAAUGCUAUCGAUAUAGAUAAUAUGAUUAAAGAUUUAACAGAUUUUCAAAAAUAUACAUAUAUUAAAUAUAAUCCUAAUAAUAAAUUUUUAUUAGGAAAAGAAAUUAUGAAGAUGAUUAUGAAUUUGGGAUUAAACUUAAGAAUACUUUCAUUAUAUAAAUGUAAUGUUAAAGAAUUUUAUAAGUUUCCAGGAGCAAGAGAAUGUCUUAAAAAUAUUGUAAAAUUAGAAUGUACUAUUAAUCUUGAUCCAUCAAUUUUUUAUGGAUUAGCCCAAAUUUGUCAUAAUAUUAAAUAUUUAUAUAUUAAUGAUUGUAUUAGAGAUAAUGAAGGUUUAGCAACUUUAAUUGAAGCUCAAAAGAAUUUACAAUAUUUUACAUAUGAAAAAUUUUAUAAUAAUCAUCCUUUAUGUAAAAGAAUUGGAAAUGCUCUAGAAAAGAAAACAGAUUCACUUAUAUCACUUGAAGCAUAUGGAAAUAUUGCAAUAUGUUGUUCUACUUUUACAAAAUUAACUAAUUUAAAAAUAUUAAAAUUAAAAGUAGAUUUAUCAAAUGGUUGUCAAGAAGAAUUUUUAAGAUCAUUAAGUUUACCAAAUCUUGAAAGACUAUAUUUAAGUUGUCAUUCACUUUAUACAAUAUCAAAAAUUAUUCAACAAACAAAAGGUGAAUUAUUAGAAAUUAGAAUUGGUUCUGAAAAAAAUAUUUCAAGUGAAGAUACUUUAAUGCUUAUUAAAUCUAUUACUCAACAUUGUUCAAAUUUAAUUUUGGCUACAAUAAUUUGUUAUGAUUAUAAUGAUAUUAAGGAAUUAAAGAAAUUAUUCUCAGUUUGUACAAAAAUAGAAAAAUUAGUUUUAAUUCAUUAUACUUUUAAUACUAAUUAUGAAUUUUAUGAUGAUGAUUUAUUAGAUAUAUUAAUUGAUUGUGCUCCUUUAACUUUAAAUUCUUUAAAAGUAGAAUGUUUUAAUUUUUCUACUGAAAGUUUAGAAGAUUUUUUUGAAAAAUGGAAAUUGAAACAACAAAAACCAUUAUCUUUUUAUAAUAUAUCAGAAGAAGAAUAUUUUUCUUUUAAUAAUGAAAAGAAAUUGAUUGUUAAUAAAUAUAUUAAAGAAGGUGUAAUUAAGAAAUUUGAAGAAAUUGAUCCUUAUGCUAGAUUUACUGAUUGGGAUUAGUGAGAUUUUUAUUGUUUCUUUUUAUGUCAUUUUUGUAAUUUUUUUUUUUUUAAUAAAAAAUUUGGUAAUGCUAAAAAUUGAUUAAUUUUUUUAAUUAAAUAAACAAACAAUUUCUUAUUCGGUCAUAGAAUGAUCGUUAGUUUAGUUAAGCUCCUAACUAAUUU
This is a messenger RNA of Rhizophagus irregularis DAOM 181602=DAOM 197198, 1729 nucleotides long. RefSeq lists its product as uncharacterized. The record is from RefSeq and is a predicted model, not a curated record. NCBI's taxonomy places the organism in Eukaryota, Fungi, Glomeromycota, Glomeromycetes, Glomerales, Glomeraceae.